Molecule: messenger RNA, 2103 nt
Organism: Ophidiomyces ophidiicola
Lineage: Eukaryota; Fungi; Ascomycota; Eurotiomycetes; Onygenales; Onygenaceae
Exons: 3
Coding region: 1-2103 (700 amino acids)
Cellular component (GO): mitochondrion
Source: RefSeq, a predicted model, not a curated record
AUGAAAACGGCCCUCCUCGUUGGCCGUUUCUGCAUUCGUCGCCCUUAUUGCGAAAGCGUCCCUCAGGCUGCUUCGCGCUACUAUAGAUCGUUCCAUUCCCUGUCCGGCCGGUUCUCCCGCGUGCCCUUUUCGCCCUCCUCGUCGUCUUAUUGGAGAUCCACAUGGAGAUGGCGCUGGAAUCGCUCGCCGGUUGUAGGCGCAGUUCUACUCGCCUCCUUGACACCGGUUGCAUUUCUCGAACUUGCAAAGAACGGGAAUGGCGAUGACGACACAACGGGGGAAUUGGAAAUGCUUGCGGCAUCUCGCGAUGAGAUUCGGAAAUCCAUUCCGAAUGAUGGGAAUAUAUUAGUGAAGAAAUUUUGGCAUAUAUAUUUAUUUUUGGAUAAAUAUGUGUUUGAAGUAGUCGCUACAGGAAUGCGCUUUUUGCACCUAGCGGCAAUAUUUGUACCAGUCAUUGUCACUGUGCCAGUAAUAUGGUUUGGUAGGAGGGUGAAACAUCGCGAUAAUGAGAAAUCCGGUACGCUGUGGUGGUACCAGUUCCUGGUGUCGUCGAUGGAGCGUGCUGGGCCUGCUUUUAUAAAGUUAGGACAAUGGGCGGCAUCAAGAUCCGAUAUAUUCCCUCCCGAGUUGUGUACAUUAAUGUCAGCUCUGCAUUCACACGCACCGGCACAUUCAUUCCACGUAACUAAGCGUACCAUCCGAAAAGCAUUCAAUGGACUUCCCUUUGAAGAUAUUUUUGAGGAAUUCGACAAGGAACCCCUUGGUGUAGGCGCCAUUGCCCAGGUCUACAAGGCUAAACUUCGACCUGAUCUCGCCGUACUGAAUGAGAGCAACGUGGCCAACGAGCCCUAUAACUUACGGGAUAAGGUUCGCAAGAAUGUCGACAUUCUAGUAAAAAGUACUCCACAGCGGGUUCCUUCUUCCUACGUCGCGGUCAAAGUGCUUCAUCCUCGAGUUGACCGGAUAGUUCGACGAGAUUUACAGAUAAUGAUGUUUUUUGCUUGUAUCAUCAACGUUGUACCAACUAUGGAAUGGCUGUCACUACCAGAUGAAGUGCAAAAAUUUGGAGAAAUGAUGAAAUUGCAAUUAGACCUGAGAAUUGAAGCAACGAAUUUAUCUCUAUUUCGACAAAACUUCAAAUCACGAACUACAGCUUGGUUCCCCUAUCCAUAUACCGAAUACACUACAAGAGAAGUGCUAGUAGAGGAAUUUGCGCAAGGCAUUCCCCUAACAACGUUUUUGAAAAAUGGCGGAGGCGCUUUUGAUCGUGAAAUUUCACGAGAAGGUCUUGAUGCAUUCUUACAUAUGCUUCUUAUUGACAAUUUCGUUCACGCCGAUCUACACCCAGGGAAUAUCAUGGUUCGGUUCUAUAAGCCUGGACAGUUGGACUUAUCUUUGGGAGGCCACCAGCUAAACCCGCUUUCCACAGAUCAGAUUGACAGGGACGUCCCUGAAAAGGUUAUUUCGAGACUUGUAGCAGUUGACAAUAAACCUGAAGCAUGGAGACAUGAGCUUUCGAAGGUCGACGCCGAGGGCUUUCGGCCGCAGCUCAUAUUCAUUGACACUGGUCUGGUAACCGAGCUAAAUAGCACAAAUCGCCGCAACUUCCUAGAUCUCUUCCGAGCUAUUGCUGAAUUUGAUGGAUAUAAGGCAGGGCAUCUCAUGGUUGAGCGCUCAAGGCAACCUGAUGCGGUGCUUGAUCCAGAGAUAUUCGCCUUGAAAAUACAGCAUCUUGUUCUCGGUGUCAAGGGCCGCACUUUCGCUCUGGGAAACGUUAAAAUAGGAGAUGUUCUAAGCGAGGUUUUGUAUCUGGUACGAGGGCAUCAUGUACGACUUGAAGGCGAUUUUGUGAACGUCGUGAUAUCUAUAUUGCUGCUCGAAGGUAUUGGAAGAAGCCUGGAUCCUGACCUUGAUUUGUUCAAGAGUGCACUUCCAAUACUUCGUCAACUUGGGUCUGGUACAACUCUCCUAAAGUCUGUUCGCGAAGGCGACACUUCGAUGCUUCUUGUUUGGGUUGGCCUUGAAGCCAGAAGCUUCCUCCAGGCAAGCAUCAGUAGCGUGGAGUGGUGUGUUAAGUACGACCAGCUAUCUCCAAAUCUAUGA